Molecule: messenger RNA, 774 nt
Organism: Echinostoma caproni
Lineage: Eukaryota; Metazoa; Platyhelminthes; Trematoda; Plagiorchiida; Echinostomatidae
Source: the annotation of a GenBank genome assembly
AUGGAACUUCGUUGGAAAACUAAUCGAUUUGACAUUGUUGCCGUUACUGAAACCUGGCUGACCACCGAAAUUCUCGACUCGGAAUUGCUUCUAUCUGGAAUGUCGCUGCUCAGAAGUGAUCGUCCUACACGAGGUGGUGGAGUGCUGCUUUAUCAUCGAAGCAAUCUACAGUGUAAACAGAUUGAUAUUCCCGACGCAGCCCCCGAUUCGUUAUGGUGUUCAUUAAGACUCUCAAAAAACGAUAGAUGUCUAACCGGUGUUGUGUACCGACCUCCCGCAUCUUCAGACUCAGCCAACGAGAUUUUGUUGCAAACCAUGAGGAAUGUGUUAUCACUAAAUUUCACCCAUGCCCUCAUAAUGGGUGAUUUUAACUGCCCCAAUCUCACAAGAUCGAGGAAUUCCCGCCAGCCAUUCGAGAAACAAUUACCUCAGUUGAUUGAAUUUCACCCACUGUACAACGACGUAACAGAACCCACCAGAUUUGGAGCAGGUCACAAACCAUCAACACUGGAUUUGGUGCUGACUAACGAGGAGCUGAUGGUGGAAUCUGUCAAUGUCACGUCUCCACUAGGACGUAGUGAUCAUGCCGUAUUGAUGUUUGAUUAUAUAGGCUACGCAUCAACCCAAGAAAACCGAAAGAGCAGAACUCGUGCCAUCAUAUACUACAAAAAGCUGCAAAACCUGGCAAUAUUUAAGCAAUGGGUCCUCCCAGAAGAUGAUCACGAUCCUUUGUGGCAUGGAAGAGCUUCACUGAUUAUCUUACCGAAAUUGUAA